ACUGUUCAUGUGAGGACAAAAGUAACCCUCCUCGAAUCCACUCUUGUCUCUUCUCCAAAUGACUGGCCAAGACACUGCUGCAGGCGGCGCCGCCUACACUCCAGUAUUCCUCCGCGUAAUUUACGACAACUUGAUCCUUGGGCUUUACUGCUCCUAUGUAUGGCGAUGUUCGAGCGCCAAACUCCUGAAGUUUUACGAUGAGACGGUCACAUCUACUGGGAAGCAAGUGAAGGCGUCGAACAUGGGCAGCGAGCCUGUCCGACUCCUGGACAUUGGCGUGGGCACUGGCUACUUCCUCGAACACGCUUCAAUUCCAGCUGGAGCGGAGGUUACCUUGAUAGAUUUGAAUGAGAACUGCCUGGAGACGGCUGCAGCACGCGUCACCAAAUCCCACCCCUCUACCCUGGUUCGCACUGUUCAUGCCGACUUCCUAGACUCGGACAUGGAGAGCAACUCGGCCAUUACUCCCAAGCGGUUGAACGAAGCAAAAUUUGAAGUCAUCUCAUGUUUCCUGCUACUUCACUGCUUACCCGGUCCACCGAGACGAAAGGCCGAAGCCGUGGCGCGGCUCCGCCGCCACCUGAAUACUAAUGGCGUCAUCAUUGGAGCAACUGUUCUGGGAAACGGUGCACAACACAAUCUUCCCGGCAAAGCGAUCAUGUGGUGGCACAAUCGUGUUGGAAUAUUCGACAACCAUCCCGAUGAUGUACAGGGUCUGGUUGGGCCAUUGGAAGAAGUCUUCAAGACUGUGAAAUGGGAGGUGGUUGGGGCUACAUUGUUGUUCGAGGCUAGACAUCCCAAGGUGUGAUUGCAGGGUCAAUCUAUGCAUGUCAACAUGAGACUGGACAUGGGCAUCUCCCUACAACAACCCCUACGUACGCUACAUCGAGUCACUAGAAGACAGAAAAUUUCGACUCCAGCAAUUGGCUGACAUGCUUGCCAUAGUACUAGAGGGUCUUAGGCUACAGUAGCUAUCUAAUGAUACUCCCAAUAUUGAUC
Messenger RNA from Exserohilum turcica Et28A, 999 nucleotides. RefSeq lists its product as uncharacterized. The record is from RefSeq and is a predicted model, not a curated record. Lineage: Eukaryota; Fungi; Ascomycota; Dothideomycetes; Pleosporales; Pleosporaceae. The transcript has a single exon. The coding region runs from base 59 to 808 and encodes 249 amino acids.